GGACCUCCGGGGAACGUCAGUGGGGUGUUAAAUGGGACAGAAGUGAUGGUCAGCUGGGAGGAACCAGAUGGAAGGAUGAACGGAGACCUACAGGGAUACCUGCUGGAGUACAGCAGCCCCAAUAUGGAACAGGCUGUAGUGGACACGGGCCUCUACACAGAGCUGUCCGUCAACCUGUCCGUCCCUCUGUCUAAUGUGUCCUUCAGGGUGUGUGCCUACACCAAGGCGGGACAGGGGCCAUGGACCCCCCUACACACCCUCACCCUUAUCCCCCCUGAAAUGGGAGAGCUUCAAUCCAGAGAUACCUCCUACCAGCCGCUCUUCUCUUGGCACUGGUGGUAUGUUGUCAUGGCGAUAGCUGUUGCUGUGGCACUAGCAGUCCUAAUGGCAGUGUACGUGGCCAAACUACGGCGGAAGGAGACACGCUUUGGGUGAGUAGGCUCCUCAGUCUCCCAGGCGGAGUGUGUGUGUGUGUGUGUGUGUGUGUGU
This is a messenger RNA of Oncorhynchus keta (chum salmon), 489 nucleotides long. Its product is annotated as tyrosine-protein kinase receptor UFO-like. The transcript has 4 exons. The coding region runs from base 46 to 435 and encodes 129 amino acids. The record is from RefSeq and is a predicted model, not a curated record. Gene Ontology annotation, molecular function: protein binding. NCBI's taxonomy places the organism in Eukaryota, Metazoa, Chordata, Actinopteri, Salmoniformes, Salmonidae.